This is a messenger RNA of Malaya genurostris, 448 nucleotides long. RefSeq names its product shematrin-like protein 1. The coding region runs from base 52 to 366 and encodes 104 amino acids. NCBI's taxonomy places the organism in Eukaryota, Metazoa, Arthropoda, Insecta, Diptera, Culicidae. The transcript is spliced from 2 exons. The record is from RefSeq and is a predicted model, not a curated record.
GCAGUUCUUUUAAUCUGUUUUAACAGGAUUCCAGGAAAAAAAACCAUCGUAAUGAAGCUCAUGAUUGGAUCACUUUGCCUCCUGGUUCUGGCCGUCGCAGCACAGGCCUACCCGGGUAGUUGGGGCUCAUACUCCAGCGUAGGAUGGCCCGUCAGCAGCAGCAGCACGGUUUGGCCAGCCUACGGAGGUUUGUACGGCAAGGCAGCCAUCACUAAGUAUGCGUAUCCUGCAUCACCGGUAGCCUGGGGAGGUGCAUGGCCAUCCUAUGGCAAAAGCUGGGGAUACGGUGUUCCGACUGUGGCCACCGGUGGACUGUGGAACUACGGUGGCUACGGACAAGGCUGGGGCUACAAGAACUACUGGUAAUCUGUGGAGGUGAAUUGGUUCCGAGUUGGACCUAGGAGCGAAUUGUUUCAUUUGAUGACGUUGAAUUUUGUACAAGAAUUUA